Messenger RNA from Microstroma glucosiphilum, 654 nucleotides. RefSeq lists its product as hypothetical. The record is from RefSeq and is a predicted model, not a curated record. Bases 91 to 540 code for a protein of 149 amino acids. NCBI's taxonomy places the organism in Eukaryota, Fungi, Basidiomycota, Exobasidiomycetes, Microstromatales, Microstromataceae. The transcript has a single exon.
GUCACCUCAAGCACCAUACCCCUCCCUGUCCCUGUCCUUUCUAGAGUCCUCCCUCUCCUCCUCGACUCAACGCCUGUAAUUAUAGUCAUUAUGCCCCGUCAUCACGUCAAAGUCUUUCUUGACUCGCACCGUCAUUGCUUCUUUAACCCAUCAUUGUUGCCAAUGUCAAGGGCUCCACACCAUUGGAGCUGCCAAUUUUGUGGUACUUCAGGGAGCGCUGAGUCGAUGUCUCUGCAUCUGUGCACUUGUUGCCCUCAACCGAUCGUCCUUGUUGACAUGGCAUCUCCGGUCGACCGGAAGACACGUUCACUAGCCGGGUGUGCAGAGCAAGAGGCGGGACUCGAGCCACUCCCGCGAGCGCCGCUGGGGACGCCGGUGGAGGCAACGCGUAGAAUCAAGACAUGGCCACUUACUCACACCGCCUCUUCUCCCCUUGUCUCCUUUCUCCUCCAACCGGGAUCCACACUCGCUCUUGUAGCGGGUGCCGGUCGUCGACUUCAUCUUCUGACACUGCUUCACACUUCAUCUCCUUGCACCUGAGGCCUGCAUCCCGCUUCCGGACACGUUACACGCCUGGACGCUGCUGACAGGUCUACCCGGCUCUUGACUCGACAAUCAAGCUCACUGGGCAAGGACUACACUCAGUGUUGUAGU